AGACGAUUGAACGAGCACGUGAUGAUGAGAAAAAUGUCCAAGCCAAAUCCAAUCUUCUCAUCUCGAUUGUAAUCAUCACCAUCACUUCCAGCACACACACAAGACAUGACGUCAAAACUUACUACACAAAUACUGAGGGGAAGCUUACGUUCUUCUCCUGGUCCUUCAGGCUUGGCAGGAUUCACAUUACCUUGUCGUAAAAUUGUAUUGGAAUAUAAUGACGAUUGGCCAAGUUCGAAAGGAGCUAUGGAUUUUGCCAGAGCGGGUAGAUUAACACAAAUCGCAGAACAAUGGCCAAAUGUAGAAGUUGUGCUACAAGAGAAGCCUAACAGACAUCCAAUGCUAAGAGCAUUUUACGUUAAUGGAAAGGAAAAGGGUAUUUCACUACGUAAUAUGGGAAUAGGAGAAGUUGCUAAAAAGAUCAAAUUGGUUCUUGAUCAAAGCGGAAAGAAACAUAUCCAUCUCAAAAAUCGUCCAAUCGUUGCUGGAUCAGAAGAAUCCGCUCGUGGUGUUUGGAGUGCACUUCACGUACCAAGAAAAAGCAAUUGAAGUGAGAUUAAGCAAUCAAUUUUGUAUUUGUAGACAAUAUUAUAAUAAAAGUACAUUCACAUACA
Meira miltonrushii is the source of this 614-nucleotide messenger RNA. RefSeq lists its product as uncharacterized. Gene Ontology annotation, molecular function: structural constituent of ribosome. The transcript is spliced from 2 exons. Gene Ontology annotation, biological process: mitochondrial translation. Lineage: Eukaryota; Fungi; Basidiomycota; Exobasidiomycetes; Exobasidiales; Brachybasidiaceae. The record is from RefSeq and is a predicted model, not a curated record. Bases 106 to 549 code for a protein of 147 amino acids. Gene Ontology annotation, cellular component: mitochondrial large ribosomal subunit.